This is a messenger RNA of Naumovozyma castellii, 459 nucleotides long. RefSeq names its product Hch1p (gene HCH1). The record is from RefSeq and is a predicted model, not a curated record. The transcript has a single exon. NCBI's taxonomy places the organism in Eukaryota, Fungi, Ascomycota, Saccharomycetes, Saccharomycetales, Saccharomycetaceae. Bases 1 to 459 code for a protein of 152 amino acids.
AUGGUCGUUUUGAAUCCAAAUAACUGGCAUUGGGUGGAUAAGAAUACUUUACCAUGGACUAAAGAUUAUUUUAACGAGAAAUUAAAUGAUUUCCAAGUGGUCACUAAUGACAAAUCCAAAAUAAUUAAAAUCAACCAAAUUGAUAAGAUUACUGGGGACUCCAAUGUUUCACAAAGAAAGGGGAAACCCAUUUGUUAUUUUGAUUUACAAAUGGAUUUCUCCAUUCAAAUUAUCAAUGAUGAACAGGAAGAACAGGAAGCAGAAGAUGCUAUUGAGAAGGGAACUUUAUCCAUUCCCGAAUUCAUGCAUGAUGAGGAUUCAUUCGAGAUGAAAUUGACCGGAUUCUCAAAAGAUAUUGAAAAAAUUGUUAAGGAUGAAUUUUUGCCUAGCUUUAACAACAUAUUGUUACAAUAUCAAGACGAUUUAAUUACGUCUCAUUCAAAGGACUUGCAACAUUAA